AUGUUUAUUCUCUCACAACUACUGGAUUUGAUCCGUAUUCCACCACAUCUCUUUCAUCUCCCCGUGCACCACGUUCUACGGGACGAAUUGCACCAGAAAUACGCCAACAAGGUAAUCACAAACUUGGGGCUUGCAGUGGCCGUAUGGGACAUUCUGGACAUAAAAGAUGGUCUUCUUAAGCCAGGAGACGGAGGCUCCUAUGUGGAGGUGACCUUCAGAUUGGUGGUUUGGAAGCCGUUUGUUGGCGAGAUACUCACAGGUUGGGUGACAGACUGCUCUGCAGAAGGAAUCAAGGUACACAUGAAGUUUUUCAACGAGAUUUUCAUUCCAAAGGCAUACCUUUUUGAAGCCUGCAUUUUCAAGCCAGUGGAAAAGGCCUGGGUUUGGAAGCCAGAUGAGGAUACCGAGUUGUUCAUCGAUCUCAAUGAAAAGAUCCGUUUCCGCGUAGAGGAGGAGGUGUUUGUAAGCGUCAAGCCAAAAUCUAGCACCGAGGCUUUGGGUCUCGACGAGUCUGUUUCUAAAGCUCCACCAUAUGCCUUGGUGGCCUCUUGUCAAACUGAUGGUAUGGGCUGUGUGUCAUGGUGGGAUUAA
Messenger RNA from Australozyma saopauloensis, 591 nucleotides. Its product is annotated as DNA-directed RNA polymerase III subunit. The transcript has a single exon. Gene Ontology annotation, cellular component: RNA polymerase III complex. NCBI's taxonomy places the organism in Eukaryota, Fungi, Ascomycota, Pichiomycetes, Serinales, Metschnikowiaceae. Gene Ontology annotation, molecular function: DNA-directed RNA polymerase activity; DNA binding. The coding region runs from base 1 to 591 and encodes 196 amino acids. The record is from RefSeq and is a predicted model, not a curated record. Gene Ontology annotation, biological process: DNA-templated transcription; transcription initiation at RNA polymerase III promoter.